Colletotrichum godetiae is the source of this 1043-nucleotide messenger RNA. RefSeq lists its product as uncharacterized. The transcript is spliced from 2 exons. Lineage: Eukaryota; Fungi; Ascomycota; Sordariomycetes; Glomerellales; Glomerellaceae. Bases 306 to 1043 code for a protein of 245 amino acids. The record is from RefSeq and is a predicted model, not a curated record.
GUCGACCUAUGCGACAAUGGGGUACUAGAACAAUUCAUCAUCCGACUGUAUGACAACUGCCGACUGAUUGUACUGCGGUUUCACAUCCACCAGCCCGGACUACGGUGAACACAAAACCCCGCUAGCCGCCAGCGACGGCCAUCCAUCGUCCUACUCAGUUUUGUUAUAAAGCGACAUUAUACCUAGUGUUCUCUCUUCGCCUCAUCUGAUAUCAUACUUCCCGAUGCAGACGUGGCGGCACUGUUUGAGUCUUGGACCCUACAUAACUACUCUUACAACGACAACUUCACCGACAACACGACACGAUGCUUAACUCAACCUUCUCACACCGUAAAGCCCUCGUCCAGGAUGACCCAAAUGCAAAGGAUGUUCGAACUACCACAACACCCAAAGCUCAAAAUGGGAGCCUGGUCGAGAAGACCGCUGGAACCACUCGACAACAUCGCUCAAGCUGGCCAAGCUUCCAAUGGUGGCUUAUGGCCAUCCCAUCAUUCAUCAUAUCAGCUUACGGCGCUGCAUUCUUCACUGGGAAUACUCCGGGCGAUCCAAAAAUCAAGGCGAGAAUCAUCAGUUCACUUGGAGGCGUGAUCCACAUCGGAGGCUCCCUCGUGGCGAUGGGUCUCGGCCCGUUUCAGUUCCUCCCGCAGUUACGGCAGCAAAACAUUCAGAUCCAUCGUUGGCUAGGAUGGGUCUACGUCCUUGCCGUGACGACUGGUGGCAUCGCUGCGUUUUACGUCACAUUCAACAGCGAGGCGUUGCUAUGGGGCAAAGUUGGGUUUGGCCUUCUCGCUUUGGGAUGGCUUGAGACUGCUAGACGAAGCAUCGUUGCCAUUAGAUCGAGCGGAGACAUCAAGAGUCAUCAGGCGUGGAUGACGAGGAACUUUGCUCUGACGUAUGCUGCGGUGAUGCUGCGGUGGCAGUUGCCUCUGAUGAUCGCCGCGGGUAUGGACGUCAGGUUCGCGCUGUCUAUCACCGGAUACAUCUCUUGGAUGCCAAAUCUUUGGUUUGUCGAACGCUUUGUGCUGAAGAAGGAUUCAGCAUAG